GCGAGGUCUCGUCAAAACUGCUUUGUUACUCCAACGCGUUCUUCUUUUGUCCUAAACUGUCAGGAUACACAAACGCUAAUAAAUUUAAUAAUCUGCCUUAGGUAUAGAAUAAAUAGAUAGUUAACAAGCGGUUGAAGGCAACUGUUGGAGGAAAAAAAAUAGCGAACAAGGCCGUUUCUAUGGCUGGGGUGAAGCGCGGCGCGCUGCUUAUGCGCGUGCCCGAGUGCGAGCUCUCGAGGGACUUGGUGUCGCGGCUGCGUCGCGAGUCGCCGCUCCCGCAACUCGCCGCCAUCAGGAAAUUCCGCCGCGCUCUCGACGGCCGCUACGUGGACAGCGAGGACUGGAGCGAGGGUGUGAGGAGGAGGCAGAUGGUGAACGCGAAGGAGCGCCUCCGCAUCAGGAACUUAAACUCUAUGUUCUCCUGCCUGAAGCGCAUGGUGCCCCUGAUGCGGCGGGACCGCAAGCCCAGCAAGGUGGACAUCCUAAAGGCUGCCACCGAAUACAUCCGCCUGCUUCUGGCCGUGCUGCACGACACAUCUGACACCAUAUUGAAUUCUGUGCCAGGAACAGAGCUGGCAGAAGGAGUUACCGUGUCUGUUCCCGUGGUGACUACAGGAGUCGUCGGGGAGGAUGAGGGAGACGUGGGCGGGUUGUUGUUCCAUCAAUGCGUAAUGCCAACGUACCAGUAUAUCAUCCAGCUGACUCCUGAACAGGCCAUGAUGUUCCAGUCCUGUUAAAGAUGGUGGGUCAUGAUAAAUGAAAAUCCAUGAGAGGCACAAAGUAUAUUUUCACUUCAUCAUAAAAUUCACUGGAGAUAUGUGCACUAGAGUCAGAACUUCAGAAAACCCUUUUUAUUUCAUAUAUACAAAGAAGCCAUUGAUUGGUCUAUAAAGUCAAGAUGUGGAGAGGGGGAAAAAAAAAAAUCCCAUUUAAUACCAAUGAACUACAUACAUUAGUUGUAAGUUUUUGACACAACUGCCUCUUCAAGUAUGAAUGCAACAGGCAUCAUAAGAGGUGACUGUAGAUGACCUUAUAUUUGUUCAAUGGCUGAGAUUCUGCUACUGAGAAUCUUGUUUUUAUUUCUAAACU
This is a messenger RNA of Scleropages formosus (Asian bonytongue), 1089 nucleotides long. RefSeq names its product folliculogenesis specific bHLH transcription factor (gene figla). Lineage: Eukaryota; Metazoa; Chordata; Actinopteri; Osteoglossiformes; Osteoglossidae. The record is from RefSeq and is a predicted model, not a curated record. Bases 180 to 737 code for a protein of 185 amino acids. Gene Ontology annotation, biological process: regulation of transcription by RNA polymerase II; developmental process. The transcript is spliced from 4 exons. Gene Ontology annotation, molecular function: RNA polymerase II transcription regulatory region sequence-specific DNA binding; DNA-binding transcription factor activity, RNA polymerase II-specific; protein dimerization activity.